This is a messenger RNA of Eubalaena glacialis (North Atlantic right whale), 588 nucleotides long. It is a transcript of the gene CSF3, whose product is annotated as colony stimulating factor 3. Gene Ontology annotation, biological process: immune response; positive regulation of myeloid cell differentiation; positive regulation of cell population proliferation. NCBI's taxonomy places the organism in Eukaryota, Metazoa, Chordata, Mammalia, Artiodactyla, Balaenidae. The transcript has 5 exons. The record is from RefSeq and is a predicted model, not a curated record. Gene Ontology annotation, cellular component: extracellular region. Bases 1 to 588 code for a protein of 195 amino acids. Gene Ontology annotation, molecular function: growth factor activity; cytokine activity.
AUGAAGCUGAUGGCCCUGCAGCUGCUGCUCUGGCACGGUGCACUCUGGACGGUGCAAGAAGCCACCCCCCUCGGCCCUGCCAGCUCCCUGCCCCAGAGCUUCCUGCUUAAGUGCUUAGAGCAAGUGAGGAAAAUCCAGGCUGAUGGCACUGAGCUGCAGGAGAGGCUGUGCACCACCCACAAGCUGUGCCACCCUGAGGAGCUGGUGCUGCUUGGGCACUCUCUGGGCAUCCCCCAGGCUUCCCUGAGUAGCUGCUCCAGCCAGGCCCUGCAGCUGACAGACUGCCUGAGCCAACUGCACGGCGGCCUCUUCCUCUACCAGGGCCUCCUGCAGGCCUUGGCGGGGAUCUCCCCAGAGUUGGCCCCCACCUUGGACAUACUGCAGCUGGACGUCACCGACUUUGCCACCAACAUCUGGCUGCAGAUGGAAGACCUGGGGGUGGCCCCUGCCGUGCAACCCACCCAGGGCCCCAUGCCGACCUUCACCUCGGCCUUCCAGCGCCGGGCAGGAGGGGUCCUGGUUGCCUCCAAGCUGCAGAGCUUCCUGGAGCUCACGUACCGUGUCCUGCGCUACCUGGCCGAGUCCUGA